Capronia epimyces CBS 606.96 is the source of this 1119-nucleotide messenger RNA. RefSeq lists its product as uncharacterized. The record is from RefSeq and is a predicted model, not a curated record. The transcript has a single exon. The coding region runs from base 1 to 1119 and encodes 372 amino acids. Lineage: Eukaryota; Fungi; Ascomycota; Eurotiomycetes; Chaetothyriales; Herpotrichiellaceae.
AUGGUCGAACUCAUUCCUCCCCCUGAUCCUCACACACUGCUUCCGCCUCUGCUCGCCUGUCUACCAACAUCCUUUGCCUCCCAUAGGCCUCCUCCAGCACUACUAGACCUCCUGUCUCCCAUUCUCCGCCAGCGCCUGCAUCUACACACCUCUGGACCCUCUCAGGACAACUGGGCGGCGCUACUAUGUUGGGAUGCUGCGAAAGGAGAUGUUCUGAAAACAAAAAUCCAAGAGACGGUGUUCGAGCCACAUCCUGCCUCCGGGGAAAUCGAGGUGGGCGAUAUAGAACAAAUCACCUACAAAAGGUUGGACGAAGAGACACUCCAAGCACAGAUCCCGUUGAUCGACUGGCCUUUCACCGCACUGUACCUGUGGUGCUCUAGCAAAGAUGAAGGAAGCUCCAGGGCCUGGAAGCUGGCAGAACUGUUACCCUUCGAUCAAGACCUACAGGGCGAUCCAUCCUGGUCAACAUCUAUCGAAGCGGCGAAUGAAUCUGCGAGGGAGAGAUUGGUGACCGAAGCCUUGCUAGAGGCUGAUGCGGCCAAUGCACGGGCCCAGAGAGACCCUGCCUCCGCUGACACGGAGGAAGAUGAUUACUGGGCCAUGUAUGACAAGACUCCUGGCAGAACACCCGCUCGAAAGGCUUCAGUCGAGCCCCAUCAUAACAAGCCGGCAGACGACGACUAUUAUGCACAAUACAACAGUGUGCAGCCUGCGUUGGAUAGUCACGACCCGGACGAAGAGAUGGAAGAUGCCGGAGAAUCCACAUUGAACGGGAAUGCGUUGCAACACUUGCUUUCACGAGACACCGACUCCCGUUUGGAUCAAGAUCCUCCUCCGUACCAAGGCGCCAUCGACGAUGUUACGCCGGAGAAAGAAGUCGAAGUCACCCACCCUGCGCCUUCACCACCCUCCUCGAAAGGAUCAGACACGGUGGCUCGACUAGAGCAGCAUGCAGAGCGAUACACAGCAUCGGAAAUAGGGAUCCGGCAGCAUAUCAGUACCAGUCUGAAAAGCAUGUAUCGACUGGCGCAGAGUGCCGGGAUCGACCGCGAGGAGUUUGAGCGCAUUGUGCAGCGUGAAAUGGAGGCUCUGAGCAUUUUGGAUAGCCACGAGUAG